This is a messenger RNA of Radiomyces spectabilis, 981 nucleotides long. RefSeq lists its product as uncharacterized. The coding region runs from base 469 to 801 and encodes 110 amino acids. NCBI's taxonomy places the organism in Eukaryota, Fungi, Mucoromycota, Mucoromycetes, Mucorales, Radiomycetaceae. The record is from RefSeq and is a predicted model, not a curated record. The transcript is spliced from 2 exons.
UCCGCAUUUCCAGUUUUGUUGUGGCGAAGAUACGAUGGUUCUUCCGCCUUUGGAGCCUGCGCAUCCAGCUAUUGUCCGUCUCCUUCGCAGCAACACCGAAGAAGCAAGAGAUUUCCGUGAGCAGAUUCGCGCCUACAAUACGAAUCUGAGCUUUACUUCGGUGGGUGCUCACAUCACCAUGCUCCGACCACCGUCAAUGACCAAGCACAAUCCCCGAAGACGAUUGCAAGACUCGGUAUCCUGUAGCGAGUAGUCUAGGUGACCUAAAGACAAUCAUAGGUUACUUGUUAAGAUAUGCCAGCUGAUGGAAAAAAGUCGAGAUUCGGCAUGAGCAGACUCUCCCUGUCUUAACGUUGGGAAAUGCCGCGUUUUCAAUGACCCAAAGGGGAAAGGUUAGCGGCAUUUCCCAUAAAUCCGCUACAUUACUGAAAGCCGAGAGAAAUGGCAAGCUAGUGGUUCUCGGCAUUGAUGAGUAUAACACAUCCAAAGUUUGCUCACAUUGCGGCACCAAAACACUCAAACAGAUCAGAAGCCGCCAAACAAACACUUCGCUGUUCAAGGUUCUUCAAUGCAGUUCAUGUCACAAGAUUUGGGAUCGAGACAUCAAUGCUAGCAGAAACAUACUGUUCCUCGCUCUUGCUGGCAUCUUUGGAAACGAAAGACCAGCUGUAUUCAUCCGAAGCAAUGACGAUGAAGAAUAGUAAAAACAAUUUACCCCUUGUGCCUAAUAUUGUUUCGUGUUUGCUGAUGCCAAGCAGGUGCCCAUUUAUCCUUUUUUUUAUUUUUUUAACCAAUACGUAGAUUAUUUUUCUCUACGUUUUUUUUUACCUAUUUUCCUUUCUUACAAUUUUUACGCCUCCUGAAAAAAAGGAAGGCGAUAAGCAUUUUAACAUAAAUGUUAACUAUAAAAGAAAUCUCUCAACUUAAAAUCAGGUGGCAGAUACAGGUAAUGUAAUUCAUCUCAGCAAUUUCCAUUUUUCG